UAAUACAUAGAAAACUGUGCAACACCAAAUCUGUGCCUCCAUUCCUUUGAAUUUCAAUUCAAGGUGAGAAACAGGAGUGAGAGAGCCAUGGGAGCCUGAACAGAGAGAGAGAGAGAAAAAAAGUGUGUUUCUCGUAUAUUAAUGGGUUCUCAUAGUUCGUUUCUCAACUGAACACUCUUAAAUCCCUCCAUUUUUGCACCAAACCCAAACCCAAAUCCAUUUUUUCCCAAUCCAGUUACUGAAAUUCCCAACUCUUGGCAUUUCAAUUUGCUUGCUCUGGUCUCGACAGACCCAGAAAACCCCAUGUUUACAGAAAUUUCUUCCUGGGUAAUUUGAUUUCAGGAACGAGAGGGAGAAUCGGAGUGGGAAAAUGAAGAAAUUGAGGACUUAUUAUAUGCAUUUGAGACACCCACCGAAUAUGGAGCGGCGAUGGAUCUUCCCCUUGGCGAUUGGCUCCAUGGUUUCUCUGUUCCUUCUUUUUCUUUCUAUGGUGACCGCUCCUGGAGGAACCCCCCUGUUUCCGUUCUACCGCUCGGUGGGUGCUUCCAGUUCGUUCUUCGUCGAAUCGAAGCUCCACCCGAUUCCAAUUUCUUCGCUCCCUCCGCCGCCGCGCUUCGCUUACCUAAUCUCCGGCUCGAUCGGAGAAGGGAAUAUGUUGAAACGGACGCUUGAAGCUCUGUACCAUCCGAUUAAUCGCUACGUCUUGCAUUUGGACCUCGAAUCGCCGCCGGACGAGCGGAUUGGUUCAUCAACCUCAGUGCUUCCGAUUACCCGCUUGUUACUCAAGAUGAUCUGCUGCACACUUUCUCUUACUUGCCUCGUGAUCUCAAUUUCAUUGAUCAUACCAGUAACAUUGGAUGGAAAGAGAGCCAAAGGGCUAAACCAGUGAUUAUUGAUCCGGGGUUGUAUAUGUCAAAGAAAGCUGAUGUGUUUUGGAUUACACAGCGAAGAAGUGUGCCAACAGCCUUCAAACUCUUCACAGGUUCUGCUUGGAUGGCGCUUUCUCGGCCUUUUAUUGACUAUUGCAUAUGGGGGUGGGAAAACCUACCUCGGAUCGUCCUCAUGUAUUAUGCCAACUUCAUAUCUUCUCCAGAAGGGUACUUCCACACCGUUAUCUGCAAUGCUCAACAGUUCAAAAAUACAACCGUGAACAGCGAUCUCCAUUUCAUAUCAUGGGACAAUCCUCCCAAACAACAUCCUCACCAUCUCAAUCUCGAUGACAUGCAAAGGAUGAUAGAUAGUAACGCUCCAUUCGCACGGAAGUUCGUCGGAGAAGACCCCGUGCUCGACCAAAUCGACCAGCAACUCCUACACAAAGCCCCCGACAUGCUCGUUCCCGGUGGCUGGUGCAUUGGAAGCCACGAAAAUGGGACCGAUCCAUGCUCGAUCACCGGCAGUCCCAACGUAUUGAGACCUGGUCCGGGAGCAAAACGGCUCGAAACCCUCAUAAGCUCUCUACUAUCGGACGAGAAUUUCCGACCUAGGCAAUGCAAAUAAAGGAGAUACAUCAUCAUCAUCCACAACAUACUAAAGUCCCAAAUGGUAAAAUUCACAUCAAUGGAGAGUUUGGGAAGGAAAUGGCUGAAAGUGUACACAAAUUCCUUCUUCUUAGGUAAACUAGAAAUGGUUCAGCCAUAUCCAUUUCUCUUAGUUUUCCUUACAGCUUCAUGACAGGUUAUAAUUUUCCACAAUCCCUCUGCUUCUGCUGCUGCUGCUUAUUACACUGAUGCCUUUGAAAUAUCAAAUGGGUGGAAGAAUUUGGCUGUGACUGAUAAAAUUUCUCAACACUUUUGGUACAAAAUUCUGUCUGAAUCUUUGUAAGGCCUAAAAUAUAGUUUUGGUUCUUAAAGUUUACUCUUUUUUUUUUAAUUUCCUUCGUUUGAGUUUGAAAGUUUUUGUAUUAGUCUUGGAUGGUUGAAUAGGCUUUAGAGCUUACUGUUGAAAUUUGGGUCAAAAGUUAAUGGAAAAGUCAAAUUUAUUUUUUAUUA
This is a messenger RNA of Momordica charantia (bitter melon), 1988 nucleotides long. Its product is annotated as Core-2/I-branching beta-1,6-N-acetylglucosaminyltransferase family protein. NCBI's taxonomy places the organism in Eukaryota, Viridiplantae, Streptophyta, Magnoliopsida, Cucurbitales, Cucurbitaceae. Gene Ontology annotation, cellular component: membrane. Gene Ontology annotation, molecular function: glucuronosyltransferase activity. The record is from RefSeq and is a predicted model, not a curated record.